Messenger RNA from Diuraphis noxia (Russian wheat aphid), 2643 nucleotides. It is a transcript of the gene sotv, whose product is annotated as exostosin glycosyltransferase sotv. Lineage: Eukaryota; Metazoa; Arthropoda; Insecta; Hemiptera; Aphididae. The record is from RefSeq and is a predicted model, not a curated record. Gene Ontology annotation, molecular function: glycosyltransferase activity. Gene Ontology annotation, cellular component: membrane.
AAUGACGAUUGUUAUUUUUUUUAAGUAACAUAUUACUAUUAGUUAAGGUACGAAUUAUUAUUUUAAAUCAUUAGACGUGAAUUGAUAACAAAAUGACCCGACCAUUUGAAUUGAAUGGGUUUUGUAGUUAAUACUAUUAACUGUUUUAUUUGCGCGGAAAAUAAAGCAACAUUCUAACGUGUGUUUGUAUGAAAAGUGUUUGAUAUUUUUAUUAAUUUUUUAAUAAUAUUUACCCAACUUAAUUAUGUCAUUAAACGAUUGGAUCGUGUAAUGGGCGAGCGACUUGCAAUGAAGAAAAUACCAUCUCCGAGCCAACGCUCGAAAUAUUCCUUGAGGCGUCUGCCUCACGACCGUCACUGACAAAACCAUGUUCAUUCGUUUAGCAUGUUGCCGUCUAUUGAGACACAAAAAGUUGAUCUACAUUUCUAUAUUCAUUUCAUUUUUACUGUCCUUUGUUUACGUAGUUGUUCUGCCACAUGUUUUUACACUCCUCCAGAAACCUCCUUCCAAAAUUCAAGAAGUCUAUCAGUAUGUUAUUCCAGAAGACAGUCCAAUUGUUCCAACAAACUCUAGAUGCACAUUCUACGAUUGUUUCAAUAUAUACAGGUGUGGCCAUAAGUUUGAUGGUGAUUUUAAAGUUUAUGUUUAUCCGAUGGCYAGACAUGUUGACAAGGAUUUUAUACCCAUUGGAGGUAAAAUUUCUAAAGAAUAUCAUACUAUAUUGAGGACAAUAGUAGAGAGCCAGUACUACACAACAAAUCCAAAAGAAGCAUGUGUUUUUGUGUCAUCAAUUGAUACAUUAAAUCAAAACCGGUUUCGAGUGAAAGAAACAUCACAGGCUCUUGCUUUAUUACCACAUUGGAACGAUGGUCAGAACCAUUUAAUAUUUAAUAUGGUGCCAGGAACAGCACCAGACUAUAAAUCUGUKGUUGAUUUAUCCAUUGGUAAAUCCAUGGUUGCUGGUGUAGGUUUUGAUUCUUGGACAUAUAGAUCAUCUUUUGAUAUUUCAAUAGCAAUUUACAGCAAUUUAGCAAUUUCUUUAAGUAAUAACUAUACUUUCAAAUACAGGACAACAUUUAUUAGCACAAUUCAAACAAAUCUUCAUAAUGAUUUCAUUACUWCUUUAAAAUCAAUUGAAAAACAAAAAUCAACAACACAGAAUAUAACGAUUAGAGUUAUAGAACCUUGCUCACAUAAUAGACACGACAGAACAAUAAUUUGCCAUGAAAACACUACUUAUAACUAUGCAGACAUACUUGCUGACAGUGUCUUUUGUUUAAUAUUGCCUGGUCCACGGCUAAUGGAUAUGGUUUUUAUUGAUGCACUGGCAGCUGGAUGUAUACCAAUAGUAGCUAUAAAUCAUGUUGUAUUACCAUUUUUUGAAGUUAUAGACUGGAAAAGAGCCGUAAUUAUGUGGAGUGAAACUGAACUAAAUUCUAUACUAGACGUAGUUUCUGGUAUUCCUCUGGACMGACGGAAAGAGAUGUCAGCUCAAGGCCGUUGGCUAUAUCAGACAUAUUUAUCAUCAUUGAAAAUAAUUACUAUGACUACACUUAAGAUAUUAAGUCAAAGACUGCAUCCACAUAGUUCAGAUUUUUAUGAAGAUUGGAAUUUAAGACCACAUCCUGUAUCUGCUAGAAAUCCAUUAUUCUUACCAUAUAUGUCAGAUUCUUCAGGAUUCACAGCAAUAAUAUUAUCRUACGAUAGAAUAGAUAGUUUAUUUACACUAAUAAAUUUGAUCAGUAAGGCGCCAAGUCUGCAAAAGAUUAUUGUUGUUUGGAAUAAUCAGUUAAAAUCUCCACCACAUUUUUCAGAGUGGCCGAAAAUUGAUGUAUCUCUAAAGGUUGUGCAAACCACAGCAAACAAACUAUCAAAUCGAUUUUUUCCCUAUAGAGAAAUUGAAACAGAAGCAGUUUUAUCUUUGGAUGAUGAUAUACUUAUGUUGACUUUAGAUGAGAUUGAAUUUGGAUUUCAGGUUUGGAAAGAAUUUCCUGAUCACAUAGUAGGUUUUCCAUCUAGAACCCAUGUAUGGAAUAACAAAACUAAUACUUGGAAGUAUGAAUCAGAAUGGAAAAAUGAAAUAUCUAUGGUAUUGACUGGGGCAGCAUUUUACCAUAAAUAUUGGAAUCAAGCCUAUACAUAUAUUAUGCCUAAUAAUAUCAAACAAUGGGUAGAUGAUCAUAUGAACUGUGAAGAUAUUGCAAUGAACUUUUUGGUGUCCAACACUACAAACAAAGCUCCAAUUAAAGUAACUCCUAAAAAGAAAUUUAAGUGUCCUCAAUGUAAAAACACUGAAAUGUUAUCAGCUGACCAAGGACACAUGGCUACAAGAACAUCAUGUGUGAACAUGUUUGCUGCUAUUUAUGGUAGAAUGCCAUUAAAGACUGUUGAGUAUAGAGUUGAUCCUGUUCUGUACAGAGAUGUAUUUCCAACAAAAUUGAAGAGGUAUAACAAUGUUGGAGAAUUGUGAUCAUAUUGUGCCGUAUUCACUUUUGAGACUUGUGAUCAAAACCUGUGACAUUCUUUAUUUUAAGUUUUUUUUCUCCAUUACCAUUUUAAAGUCAAUGUGAAUUAUAUUAAAUGGUUAUUAUUAUAUAUUUUAUUAUUAAAUUCAAUUGAUCAGCAUUAGUUAUUAUUGUGAAU